Molecule: messenger RNA, 1161 nt
Organism: Hydractinia symbiolongicarpus
Lineage: Eukaryota; Metazoa; Cnidaria; Hydrozoa; Anthoathecata; Hydractiniidae
Exons: 5
Coding region: 154-834 (226 amino acids)
Source: RefSeq, a predicted model, not a curated record
AAACUUUUUAAAAAUAGAAGGGUUAAACAAGCCAUAAAAAUUUCGUAAUGCAUUUAAGUAAAUCUACCAUGUUUGUUGUCAGGAUGCUUUUUUCCAACAUGGUGUUUUUGUUUUUAUUUUACUUCACGUGGUGUUUAAAAAACGUUAGUUGAAAUGCACAAUGUCGCUAUCUCAACUCAACCUAUUCUGCAGUAUAGCUCAGGUCAAGGAAGUGCAACUGCAACAGUAUUAACGAACAGAGCUAAACACCUGACUGUCAUAUCGCCUAAGACUAGAAUUUCGCUAAAUGAUAAUAAUGUAAAACAAGUUAGAAAGAAGGGUCAGCGUGCCAUGCACAGAACUACAUUUACAUUUGAAACUCAACCAGUUUUACAGUCGUAUGUAUCAACAACUAAAAGGGAAUUCAGCGGAAACAAGAACCUGCCAAAGUCGUACAGGCCUCCAAGAUGUCCAUCUCAGCAUAAAUCACAUUUCUCACUUGGGGAUGCAAAAGAUACUCCAACUAGGGAUAAUAGUUUGCUUAAAGUAAUCACUAAAAUGCCUGUGCAUGAAGAUAGAGUCAGGUGGAAAUCUCAAAUGGCUGGGGAGAAUAUGCAGCGUGUGUUAUCAUCUAAUGUAACAUCAUACGACAUGGUACCAAGAAGUACGACUUAUGAUAAAUCAAGGAAUUCAUUCAAGACGCCUUUUCUAUACAAACAUUUACCAAUGGAGAAAAUUGACAUAAUAACGGGUGCAUCUUAUGGAUACUCGCAUAAUAGAGAUUACCGGCUGAUUUCUGGAAAUCGUGUCUUGCAACAUCUACGAAACAAUUCGAAGGAUCCUUUGUUGGGUUAAAUUUUUCAACCUUGUAUUUUUAUAUUGAUUUUGUACAGUCUUGUUUGCGAGGAUUGUAAAUACACAAAGUAAUUUUAUACCACAAUUGUCUAUAUUUCUAAUUAAUUAAUUAUAAAAAAUUUCUGAAUUUGUUUGUUGUGAAUUUUUGGAUCAAAAAAAUGAGGAGUAUUUGAAAUUUUACAGGUGACGCUAUGAGUGAAGAACUAAAGAUUGCUGUAAGAAUAAAGCAUUUCUACGCAUUUUGAAAAUAAAACAAUGCGUCAGAAGAUUAUAACGUCAUUACCAUGUAACUUUUGCAAUUGUAGAAUAAAUACGGAGAAUAAGAAA